CUUUCCACAGAGAGCUGACUGAUAUUUGAAGAAGUUUUUUUAUUUCUCCAAGAAAAAUGUAUCUUUCCCAAGUCUCACUCUUGUUCUUUAAUAUAUGUAUUUUUAUUUGUGGAGAAACUAUACAAGGUAACUGUGUACAUCAAUCUACGGAUUCUCCAGUAGUUAACAUUGUAGAAAAUGUAUCUCAUAUAAAAGAUGAAAGUAAGAGAAAUGAUACUGUUUAUAAGGAAGAAUGUGAGGAAUCAUGUGAUAUUAAAACUAAAAUUACACGAGAAGAAAAACAUUUCAUGUGUAGAAAUUUGCAAAGUUCUAUUAUUUCUUACACACGAAGUACCAAAAAACUACUAAGAAAUAUAAUGGAUGAGCAGCAAGCUUCCUUGGAUUACUUAUCUAAUCAGGUUAAUGAGCUCAUGAAUCGAGUUCUCCUUUUGACCUCUGAAGUGUUUAGAAAACAGCUGGAUUCUUUUCCUCACAGACCAGUUCAGUCACAUGGUUUAGAUUGUACUGAUAUUAAAGAUACUGUUGGCUCUGUCACCAAAACACCAAGUGGUUUAUACAUAAUCUAUCCAGAAGGAUCUAGCUACCCAUUUGAGGUAAUGUGUGACAUGGAUUACAGAGGAGGUGGAUGGACUGUGAUACAGAAAAGGAUUGAUGGGAGAAUUGAUUUCCAAAGGUUGUGGUGUGAUUAUCUGGAUGGAUUUGGUGACCUUUUAGGCGAAUUUUGGCUAGGUCUAAAAAAGAUUUUCUACAUAGUAAAUCAGAAAAAUACCAGUUUUAUGCUGCAUGUGGCAUUGGAAUCUGAAGAUGAUACAUUGGCUUAUGCUUCGUAUGAUAAUUUUUGGCUAGAGGAUGAAACAAGAUUUUUUAAAAUGCACAUAGGACAGUAUUCAGGAAAUGCUGGUGAUGCUUUCCGGGGCUUCAGGAAAGAAGAUAAUCAAAAUGCAAUGCCUUUCAGCACAGCAGAUGUUGAUAAUGAUGGAUGUCAUCCCGCAUGCCUGGUUGUUGGUCAGUCUGUGAAGAGCUGCAGUCACCUCAAUAACAACACUGGCUGGUGGUUCAACCAAUGUGGACUAGCAAAUCUGAAUGGCAUUCAUCGCUUCCCUGGAAAAUUGCUUGCGACUGGAAUUCAAUGGGGCACAUGGACCAAAAACAACUCACCUGUCAAGAUUAAAUCUGUUUCAAUGAAAAUCAGAAGAACUUACAAUCCAUAUUUUAAGUAAUUUCAUUUUAAAUUGUAAAUCUUGUUCCAUAAUUAUUUUUUUUAAUAAAAUAUCAAAGAUUUUACAUAGUUUCUAUUUUUACUGUUUCAAACAUUUUAGCCAACAUUUAACUAUAGAUGACAUCUAGGGGUUGAGAGUGUUAUUAGAAAAUUUUAAUUUUGUAGAGUUUUAAUGAAAGAAAGCAUGGCUCUAUGUAUGCUUUUCAUUACUAACUAUAUUAAUAAUAAAUAAUAAAAUUUGUUUUAAGUAAAUUAUGAUGUCUUCUGGAAUCUGUUGUCCUUUUAAAGGAU
Myotis brandtii (Brandt's bat) is the source of this 1510-nucleotide messenger RNA. It is a transcript of the gene ANGPTL5, whose product is annotated as angiopoietin-like 5. The record is from RefSeq and is a predicted model, not a curated record. Bases 57 to 1220 code for a protein of 387 amino acids. The transcript is spliced from 8 exons. Lineage: Eukaryota; Metazoa; Chordata; Mammalia; Chiroptera; Vespertilionidae.